UAUUAUAUAUUGCUGGUUGGUUUCUUGGUGAAAGUUUGGGUUUUCCCCCCCUCUAAGGAUUGUUGUCUAGUAAAUCCCCACAGAAUGUGUGAUCAGUUCUUAGGAACCUGGAAACUUAUCUUCAGUGAAAAAUUUGAAGAUUAUAUGAAAGAAUUAGGAGUGGGCUUUGCCAUGAGGAAACUAGGCAGCCUGGCAAAGCCUACUGUGAUCAUCAGUGCUGAUGAGGAUAUGCUAACAAUCAAAACAGAGAGCCCUGUUAAAAAUACAGAGAUCUCCUUCAAGCUGGGCCAAGAAUUUGAGGAAACCACAACAGAUAACAGGAAAACUAAAAGUGUUGUAACCUUGGACAAUGGCUCAAUGAUUCAUGUGCAGAAAUGGGAUGACAAAGAGACCACAAUAAAGAGAGAGGUGGUGGAUGGGAAGAUGGUCGUGGAAUGUACCAUGAAGUAUACCAUCUGCACUAGAGUCUAUGAAAAAGCAUGAGGAAACUAUCUGCAGUUAACUGCAACUUGCUGCUGGGAACUGGCUCAGUUCCACAAGAUAAAGGCUACUGUUUUCCUUCUGUUUUGUAAAAGUUUUGAAUAGUCACGUGCCCGCAAUGUACCAUACUUCAGCUUAGUUGCUACUUGUUUGAACUGGGGCUAGUGAAUAAAAUAUUUCCAGACUAAUGACCUAGAGUAUUUGUGUGGUGGUCACGCCUGCUCCCUUAGAAAGAUAUGCUUAUACUGCAAUCAGGCCACAGUCUGGGCCCCUCCCAAAGUGUCCUAGAGCCCAGGGCAGCCUGAGCCCAAAUGUCUAUACUGAAAUUACACAGUGCCUUAGCCCCAACCCACAUCAGCUGGCAGAGACCACCCACAAGUGUCUAAUUGGGGGGAAAAGAUAUACCUGAAGUGGCCUACUUGACCUUGAUUAGGGCAGGAGUGCCCCAAAAAGCCAAACCAUAGGCACAAGAUUCGCUUCUCCCCAUUCUGGGGGGUUAACAAAAA
Molecule: messenger RNA, 986 nt
Organism: Mauremys mutica (yellowpond turtle)
Lineage: Eukaryota; Metazoa; Chordata; Testudines; Geoemydidae
Product: myelin P2 protein-like
Exons: 4
Coding region: 85-483 (132 amino acids)
Biological process (GO): fatty acid transport
Cellular component (GO): nucleus; cytosol
Molecular function (GO): fatty acid binding
Source: RefSeq, a predicted model, not a curated record